AUGCCACUACCAGCAUCCAAUAAGGUUCAGCGGGUUUCAUCAGGCCCUACUUCUGUCUCCCCCGAUGCCAUGUCGUCUACCACCACCAGCAUCGGAGCACGUCGAUCGGAGUCGAGCCCACCAUCCGAACAGAGAACUCUUGUCGGUGGGUUCUUUGAGAGAGUCCAUUCUCUUACUAGAUCACGCUGUCGUCGUCUGUCGCUUUCGGGUCCGUCCUCAUUGCACCGCCAGGAGCAAGAUCAAGAUGUCUCUGUCACGAUCGGUUCUCAUGGAUCUCACGAAACAGGAACCGGCCCGGUUGCCACUGCUACUGUGGUUAAGGAUAUCUCGUUCAUAGGAGGCCUCUGUCUCUUGAUCUGCAACACGACUGGACCAGGCGCCGUUUCGCUUCCCUUGAUAGCCCAGAGUGCCGGUUGGGUCCCGACCGUCAUUGGAUUUGCACUCGUCGGCGUCCUGAGCUAUCUGAGCUGCAUGUUUGUUUGCGAGGCCAUGACAGAGGUUCCGGGCAACGAACGUCACCAGGCAAAUAUCGAGUUCUCCAACAUGGUUGUGUGCUUUUUUGGACGACGAUACCAGGCGGUGGUCCAGAUCAUCUGCUUCCUCGCGCUGCAGACGACCAUCAUUGCGUCGAUUGCCAUCUGUGCCCAGCUCUUUGACAAUCUCUUGAUCCAGAUCGCCCAUCGGACCUGUGGCAUUCAGGUGUACCCGAACGCUGCCUUUGUCUGUGUCAGCGAGCAGCUCCCCGCUGCCAGCCCCUUUUCCGGAAACUUAAUCACAAGCACAGGAGCACUGGUGGCGAUGAUACUGAUCGUACCCCUCUGUCUGCUCAACCUGAGCGAGAACAUUUGGCUCCAAGUUGGGUCCAGCAUGGUGAUCAUGUUGAUCUUUGUCCAGUGGAUCGUCACCUUUUUCCAGCGUGGUCUCGAUACGUCACGCGUCCCUGCGGUGGGGGCCGACUUAUCACAGACGUUUGGGUCGAUCCUGUUCAACUAUGCGUUCAUCACUGCAAUCCCGUCCUGGGCGAACGCCAAGCAGAGUCAUGUCUCCGCCCACAAAACUGUUGGCACCGAUGUCACGCUGAUGACGACCCUGUUUGCCCUGGUGUCGGUGCUUGGCGGGAUGGCGUAUGCGAUUCCGGAGAACUCGACCAUGAUCCAGGCGAUCACCUCCUCUCCGGGUGUCACGACCUUGUCACAGAUUGCGGGCUACACUUUUCCGAUUGCGGCGCUGGUGACAUCGAUACCGAUCAACAUGAUUGUCCUGCGGUACAAUCUGAUCCAGUCCAAGACGUGUCGCAAGGCCUGGGCGAACGUGAUAACGGGUGGGUUGCCCUGGUUGGUGGCGAUCCCCUGUAUGACUGGAUCUGGAUUGACCACCGUGGUUGGGUGGAGUUCGUUGUUUUUGGUGUCGUCGGCGAACUUUGUCAUUCCUUUUUUGCUUUACAUCUACUCGAAAAAGUACAAGGCGAGAUUGAUGGCCAUGACGCCUGCGGACCGCGCUAUUCAGGAACGGCUGGACAAGGAGUUGUGUGGUACUUUGACGGCGGAGGAGGCUGCAGAGGUUGUAAAGCUUUCUUCAGAGUGUGAGGUUGGGCAUUCUGAGCAGUCUUCUGAGAUUACUCAAAGCGAAAAUGGCGACGAUGAGCUUGUUAAUGGACGUGGUGUAAACACGGACAUGGAAAUGGAAAAGCAUGGAGAGGGUCACGGUGCCGUUGUUGUCGCCGUUGAUUCUUUGGAGUGCGAUUCUCAUGAUACCAAGCACUUGCAGUCGCCAGAUGGUCAAAGCGGAUCUCGGGAUAUCUGGAGCGAGAAGGCCUCAGGGGAGAAUCUCGAUGCCAAUGGUGGCGCCUAUAAUAAGAGUUUCGCCGAGUCUGCUCGAUCUGGCAGCGCAGAUUCCAAGACCAGUCUUCAGGAUUUGUCUUCAUCCAAGGAGGCAGUGAUCAACUCGAGCGAGACUUCGAUUACGGUGACAGGAAUGGACUGUGAGGUCAAGUCUUCGGAGCUUCGACACCGUACGCUCUACCUCCCAGAGAAUGAUGUCGCCAACAAGACCAAGGACGAGUCAAGUGUAAUGCGUGCGAUUCCCCUAUCGAGUCCUGUUCCGGGAUUAGCGGUCGCCUAUUGCGCUUUGACAGUAUUGUUGAUUGGCAUCAGUGCCACCAUCAUGUAA
Molecule: messenger RNA, 2169 nt
Organism: Linnemannia hyalina
Lineage: Eukaryota; Fungi; Mortierellomycota; Mortierellomycetes; Mortierellales; Mortierellaceae
Source: the annotation of a GenBank genome assembly